Zygotorulaspora mrakii is the source of this 1566-nucleotide messenger RNA. RefSeq names its product Mvp1p (gene MVP1). Gene Ontology annotation, biological process: retrograde transport, endosome to Golgi; protein targeting to vacuole. The record is from RefSeq and is a predicted model, not a curated record. Bases 1 to 1566 code for a protein of 521 amino acids. The transcript has a single exon. Lineage: Eukaryota; Fungi; Ascomycota; Saccharomycetes; Saccharomycetales; Saccharomycetaceae. Gene Ontology annotation, cellular component: endosome. Gene Ontology annotation, molecular function: phosphatidylinositol-3-phosphate binding.
AUGGAUUUGUUUGACGAGCCAGAUCCCUGGCGUUCUGGCGCUACAAAGUCCAAUGUACACGAAUACUCCAGCGAAUGGGUUUCAGCUACUGCGAAAUUGCCAAAGUCUUCAGAGUUGGACACAAAUAUUCCUCGAGUUUCCUUGAGUGAGCUUGAUAAUCGCAAUCAAGGAUUUUUGACAGAGUCUGCAGAUGCGUUGGAACAUAGCAUUUGGAAUGAUGCCAUGAUCAAAAAAGAUAAGAAAGAGCAACCUUUUAAGGACAUCGUUGGUAAUAUAACCGCAGUAGGAGCACCUGGUAUACUUGAAGACUUGGAAGAAGCAGAUAAAAAAUUGGUGACGGACAGUGAGGGAGAGACAUCAGAAGAUCUCAAUGAUUGGUUGAAUUCCGUCAAGAAAACAUUUAAACCAUUAAGCAUGGACAUUGUCACCGUCGAAGAACUGCCAGACAAAGAGGGAAUUCUUUUCAAGCACACCAACUAUCAGGUUAAACACUUGGUCGAUUUACCCAAUACCGAAACGUCAAAGGAUCGUACCGUGAUAAGGCGGUAUUCGGAUUUCGUUUGGUUGCAAGAUGUUCUACUUAGACGGUAUCCAUUUAGGCUCAUCCCAGAUCUACCACCAAAGAAGAUAGGUUCACAGAAUAAUGAUAAAACAUUUUUGGAGCGAAGAAGGCAAGGCCUUACCAGAUUCAUCAACCUAGUUAUGAAACAUCCCGUGUUGUGCAAUGAUGAUCUUGUAUUAACUUUUCUCACUGUUCCCGCAGACCUUUCAGGAUGGAGAAAACAAGCUAGCUAUGACACAUCUGAAGAGUUUAGUGAUAAGAAAAUCACCAGUAAUUUCAUGAGAAUAUGGAGGAAAGAAUUGUCUGAUCAAUGGAAUGAAGCAGAUGCUUCAAUCGAGAAGACAGUGGAGACGUGGAUGCGAAUUACCAUUGUUUUGGAAAGAUAUCAAAGGCGAAUUAGGCAAAUCGCGCAUGAGCGGUCGUUGCUAUCGUCAUUUGUUGAAGAUUUUUCUCAAAAUGUUAAUAAGUUGUAUCCUGUUGAACAAAGUAGUACAAUUGUUGAUAUUCAUAGCCAUUUCGGGGACAUAAAAAAGCACCUAGGAACAACUUGUGAUCUCAUUAAUAAAGAAGCAACAGACACUUCAGAGGAGUUGAUCCCAAAGUUUAGGAUAUUUAUAGAUAUUCUUCUUUCUUUGAGAGGACUCUUCGAGCGGUAUAAAAUAAUGGCUACAAAUAAUGUACCUCUUUUACAAAGACGGGUCGAGAUUAAUACAGAGAAGCUGAAAUCCAUGAGGGAUAAGGCCGAUGCCAGUGGAGUAGAGUAUGAUAGAAUCACGGUUGCCAUUCAAAGAGAUAAAAAGAGUAUUAAUGAAGAGCUCAAUAGAGCCUGGUUAAUUCGAGAAUGUAUAUUGGAGGAGUUCGCGAUUUUCCAAGCUACUCAAUUUUUGAUUUCCAGAGCAUUUCAACAGUGGUCAAAACUUAAUGCCAAUUAUUUGGGUUUAAAUUUGAAUGAAUGGGAAAAUUUGACUGAAAAGUUGACUGAAAUGCCCACAUCUUUCGAAUAA